AUGGUUCGAAUGGUUCCUCGCCGGGCAUUGAAGCCUUAUCUGGCUGAAUUUCUCGGGACAACCCUACUGAUUGUCAUUGGCGAUGGAGUUGUCGCUCAAUGUCUGCUGUCCGACUACCAGUAUGGCACCUGGUUAUCCAUCAACAUCGCAUGGGCAGCUGCCGUCUGUCUCUCCAGCUAUCUCUCCGAUCCUAGUCCAACGAUCAACCCGGCCGUGACAAUCUGUGUUGCUCUUGUCCGUCCAUCUGCUGGCCAGUGGAAAUCCAUUCCAGGGAAGCUGCUGGCGCAGUUCUUGGGUGGAUUCGUCGGUGCUGCGCUCGUAUAUGUCAACUAUCGAUCGGCUAUUCUGGCUUGGGAUCCCGAGUAUACCAUUCCUUGGGGAUCGAUCCUGAGCCCGACAGGUCACCAUUCGGCGGGAAUCUUUUCGACCUAUCCCUCUGCCUCCUUCGCAUCAAACUGGGAAGCCGUAUUUUCUGAAGUGCUUGGCUCAGCUGUGCUGAUGUUUGGUGCUUUCAGUAUCUCAGAUCCUAGAAAUGCCCAGCGAUUCCCUGCCCCGCAAUUGUCCAUGUUUCUGCUUCUCCUGAGCAUCGGAGCAGCACUGGGCUGGCAGACUGGUUAUAUUUCGGCCCAAGAUUAUUCUCUGCUAUUCUCUUACGGUCGGGAGGUAUUUUCGGCAGCUGGUUACUACUUCCUCGUGCCCCUUUUCGCCCCAAUUAUUGGUUGCGUCAUUGGUGCGACGACUUACGACAGUAUGUUGUUUGAUGGAGACGGUUCUCGUGUUACCGAUACUCUGGACAAAGUUGAGAAUCACGGAUCCCUUCGACUGGAGUGA
This is a messenger RNA of Penicillium cosmopolitanum, 831 nucleotides long. RefSeq lists its product as uncharacterized. Bases 1 to 831 code for a protein of 276 amino acids. The transcript has 2 exons. Gene Ontology annotation, molecular function: water channel activity; glycerol channel activity. Gene Ontology annotation, cellular component: plasma membrane. NCBI's taxonomy places the organism in Eukaryota, Fungi, Ascomycota, Eurotiomycetes, Eurotiales, Aspergillaceae. Gene Ontology annotation, biological process: glycerol transmembrane transport; water transport. The record is from RefSeq and is a predicted model, not a curated record.